CAGAGAUCUCUAGUAGACACGGUUUACACUACGCUCAGCUAUACGAUUAGACUCUAGUAGACGAAAAAACCACUCUAUCAAUCUAUUUCUUCUACCCCUUGUUCUGAAUUUUCAAAAAGUUUCAAAUUUUUCUUCUAUCAUUAAAUUUCUCCCCCAACUUUCCCCAUUCAUAAACUCAAGUCAUGCAGAUUUGUCUUCGUGAUGAUAGUGUUUUAUAUCCAAAUAUCACCUCACAAAACUAAACUUACGUGAUAAUAUUUGGAAGUUAAGGAGGCAUCUAAUACCUCCCUAACUGAAACUCAUGUGAAAACAGUUAAAAACUUUGUAAAAUACAUUGUUUACAUCACAGAAUACAUUACAUAAUCACUAAAUAAUCAAAAGACAUCAAAAACAGCAAGAAAGUGUGAAGUUUCAAGUGAAUUUCUCCCAGUGCUCAUAUUAUUUGAUAAGUGUGUGUGGGUGUGUAUUCAAAGAAAAACAUUCAGAUUUCCUUUAGGACCAUGAUUUUGUGAAACAAAUUAUAAAAUAUUGGAACUAUAUAUGAUAAAUUUCAAUUGUAUAUGAUAUCUUGUGUGUCGUAUCUAAUUUACAAUGACCAAGUGUGCUGAUUUGAGCUGGAGUGAUUUGUUUAUUUGAUUUUCACAAGUCUUAAAUGACAUUACCAGGGAUAGUUGUAUGCACUGUGCCAACAAUUACUCAUAGUUUAAUUAGUCGAUAAUCUGAGUCACACAUCAUUCGAUAGUCGACCUCACUACGUGAAAGUGGACCACAUCCUUGUAAGGACCUCUGCAGCUUUUCUCUUCUCUGACAUCUGGUGAAAUUGGCAACAUCAGGCUGGAAAAUCUUCAGAGAACUUCUCCCAUCUAUGAUCCUCCUGGGGAAUCAUCAGGGGUGACAGUGCUACCACCAUCUCAGCCUGGCAAAAUGGCAGCCAGUGGAAGUUCGCCAGCUGCAUCAGGUGCAGCCGCCCAGCAGUACUGUCUGCGCUGGAACAACCAUCGCUCCAACCUGCUGACCGUCUUCGACCAGCUGCUGCAGAAUGAGGCAUUCACCGACGUCACCCUCACCUGCGAGGGGGGCACCUCUGUCAAGUGCCACAAGAUGGUGCUGGCUGCUUGCUCCUCCUACUUCCAGGUGCUCUUCACCGAACUGCCUUGCAGGCACCCAGUGGUUGUUCUAAAGGACGUGCGCUACAGCGAAAUGAAGGCGAUCCUGGAGUACAUGUACAGGGGUGAAGUGAAUGUGGCCCAGGACCAGCUGGGAGCCCUGCUCAAGGUCGCCGAAGCACUCAAGAUCAAGGGCCUAGUCGAAGACAACACAACUGCCGCCGCAACCGCAACGAAAACGCAGUCAGGUGCGGGAGGCAACGGUAACACGGCAAGUGAUGACCCGAACGUGAUCAGCACCUCCUCAGCAGCCAAUGCCUCCUCAGUGCCUCACAGCAGCGGUUUGAGUCAUAACAGCGAUGAUGCGUCUCCUCCUCACUCCACACCCUAUGCCACGCCCCACUCCACCGGAAUACACCAGCAACCUGCCAUGCCCAAGAGUCCAUACAUGUAUGGCGGCGGCAAAUCGUCGAUGCUAGACCGCAGCGGCGUCUCGAUGCCCCUGUGGGGCCUCCCGCUAGCGGCACCGCCGUCGCAACACCGCGGGGGCAACAACAACGCGACCGCAGCCGCAGCACUCAACAGCGCGACUGCAGCCGCACUCAACAACUGCUACAAUGCGGCCGCCAUGUUCAGCUCGGACAUGUCGCCGCUCAGUCGCAAAAAGCUAUCGUCCAUGAUGGCCAGUCGUGACACCCCGAUUCUGCGCACUGUGCUCGGCCAGGGGGGAGCCCAAGGGGGCCAGGGGGGCACACAGGGGGGCCCCGGCCCCGACUCGUCGCAGCCCGUGCCCCUCGUCUGUCGGCCCGACAGCCACUUGUCCAAUCACAACGACUGCUACAGUCAGGAUGCCGAAACGUCUGUUAAAUCUGAACAAAUGCAUGAAGAUACUGCCUCUCCCUAUACUGAUAUUUCUGCUAUGGAUGAAGAUGAAAAGAACAACAAAUUGGCCUUCAUGCACUCAACGUCUCCUCAGUCAAUGUACAACGACGGAACAGGAGGCGUCUCAUCAGCGAUAGCCACCUACGUGCCAACCCAGAAACCAGAAUGGAAACGCUACAAGCAGUACACCCGCGCCGACAUCCUGUCAGCGAUUGAGGCGGUGCGCCUGGGCAUGAGCGCACUGCAGGCGGCGCGCAAGUACGGCGUGCCGUCACGCACGCUCUACGACAAAGUCAAGAAGCUCGGCAUCACCACGUCGCGGCCUUUCCGACGCGGCAGUGCCAACGGUAACGGCAACGUAGGACUCAACUACUCGUUCCCUGGGCCAGGGAGCGGCGGUGCACCAUCGCUGAAAGGAGACCCCGACGACCCAGCUGCGCAGAAUUACAUGCGCGUGGAAUACGGCGGCUUUUUGCAGUAUCAGCUGAUCGACCACCAUAACAACGGCGGCGGCAAACCACUGGGUGACCUUGACCGGGAGCCAGGUGGCGGAGGCAGCACGGGAGGGGGAAACCACAGUGGCAACAGUUCGUCGCCCAACAACGUGCGCUCUCCCAGCCCAAACCUCAUCAAGUACGCGCAUGCGCAUCGCAACAGCAUCACCCCCUCCCCUUCACAGCAGAGCCAGGGUGGGGAUGAGGACGACGAUGACGAGGAGAGGGGAGCCAACGAUAAGGACGACGAGGACAUGAUGCAGGACCAGGUGGAGGAUUUGUCGGUCAGUCGGAAAACAGCUGACUCGCAACCCCCUCCACCGCCAUCUAGAGUCAUUAUGCCCCCCAUGAGUGAGGCCACUGCGGCCCUGCUCACUACGGGCAGUGACUCACAUCAGAGCAGUAGAGACUGAGAAACUAGGGGUUUCCAGAUGGGUUUUCCACAAAUUCAGGUACCUACUAACCAUAAUAAUAUGUAAUACUAUUACAUAUAAACGAUUGUGAUAUUAUUACAAUCGCCUCCAAAAAAUUACAAUUGAAUACAAAAGAUUACUCUUCAACUACAGAAAAUGACAGUUCAUUAUUUCGCGUACAUCAAUGUAAUAUUAUUACAAUUGACCUUAAAAGAUUGGGAAGACUCCUAAACCACAGAAAAUUACAAUGUAACUGCAAAAAUCUAUAAAAAUCUAAUGAAAUAAACAUCAUACCCACCAAUAUAUAGUACAGUGGGUUCAUUAUGUCGCGCACAUAAAAAUAAACAUUUCUUUUCAAAUCGCCAUCUAUAUCAAGAGGACGAGUCAUAAAUAAACAUGUCUGUAAAAAAUGGGUUUUUGUAUUUGGUGUGUGGCUUCUGCAAGAUAGCAUCACUGUGUACCGACAAUUAUUGUGAGAUGAAAUAAAAACACACAUAUAUUGUCAAAUUCGAACAGUAACUGUAGAAUUUGACAAUAUAUGUGUGUGUUUUUAUUUCAAUAUGAAACGGUUCUACAACAUCGACAGUGAAUCAUUCAAAUUAUUGUGGGAGUUUUUAAAACAUUCAGAGCUACACGGUACAUUUGUAUAAUAAUACAGGAAAUUGUAUAAAAUACAUGAAAAUCCUGCAUUAUCAUUUAAUAAACAAAAUCUCUACAGAUUCCCACAUAAAAUAAUAAUGGAAACAAGGAACUAUAUUCUAUCAAUUGUAAGAUUUUUUUAAAAAUUCAGAACUACAUAGUAGAACAAUACAGGCAAUUUCCUGCAUUAUCAUUAGAUAAACAAUCUCCACAAAGCCACACAUAAAAUAAAGGAAACAACAAUUAGAUUCUUUGUAUUCCAUGUUCUUCAGUUGAUAAUUCUGACAGGCCUACCUGAAUUUGUCGAAAGCCAUUUUCUGAAAAUAGACCUAAUUACUAUGUCAAACAUAUUCAUUACCACUUUCUGUGUCUAUAGCUUACAAACUUGUCAAUGAAAGCAUCAAUAUCAUGAAACAAUAGUACAAAAUGUGGAUUGAACCAAACAAACAAUACCAGUAUCAUUUGCUCAAGCUCAUGAUGUGUAUUAUUCAGUCAACUCUCAUAAUAUUAUAAGUAAGACUUAUGCUCAUGAAUACAAAAUACUAAACUGGCCAACAACGCCAACGAUAGUUUGGCUUCAACUUGCUACCUGCAAACUAUUUAAAUAGUUGUUAAAAAUAUUAUUGUACAUAUCAACCAUAAGACUGCUGAAUAGAAGUUAUACUUAUUAUUAGUUCAAAUAGAAUAAACUUGGAAUAUUGUUCGUGUGCUGUUUGAGUGAUUAAGUACUGAGUAUGACCAUAUUUCACUAUGUUACGAGGUAAUUAGAAUUAUUCUGAUUACUAGCAUACUGGCAGCAACAAAAUAUCAUUUACCAGCUUAACGUUACAUAUAUUUCCGUAUAUGCCAUUUACAUCAAUCAAUAUAAAAAUCAAACCCAAUAAAAAUAAUAUUAAUAAAUAAAGCGUUCAGUCCAAUGUAGCCAGUUAUAAACUAGGCAUAUUGCAAAAUAAGAAUCAUAAUAUGAAAUAUUUUAUAAUUGAAUAUUAUUGGAAUCACAAGGGUGGACCAAUUUUUAAAAAAUAAUUAGGAUGUGAAAUUUAGAUUCAAAUUUUGGAAAAUACAUUUGUACAAAUAUUUAAUAGACUACUGCUGCAAGUUCUUUAUUAGUACCCCAAUACUAUUUUUCUUUAUUAAUAGGCAUACACAUUUCCAAAAAAAACAUUCAAGAGUUCAGUAAUAGUAUUAUUGAAGAUUUUAUUUUCAAAAAGUACCUAAAGAGAGUUCAAUUCAAUUAAAAAAAUUGCUUGCUCAACAGGUAACAAGUAUUGAACUUUAAACUCAAGUACAGCCGAAUAAAAAUAAUACUCAAAAUAAAAUGCAAUGUUCCUCUCAAGUAGGCUACUUCAAGCACAGUAUACAACUUUGAUUACAAAUAUUUGAAGUACCUAUAGUUCCAAUGUUCAACUGGAUAAAGUACAAACAAAGUAUCUACCUCAUACAACUUAUACUACAUUUUUGUUAAUUUAUUUAUAUUAUUUACAACAAUUUAAACAUAUAAGCUCAGAAUAUAUCACCAGAAUCAAACAGACUACCUCAUUUUGUUUAAUUAAUAAGAUUUUGUUAUUAUUAUUAUUAUUUCAAUAGUUAUCAAUAGUAUUUUUUUUCAUUAAUAUUGUAGAUGAAAAUGAAUGGUUUCUCAGGGCUAAAGUUUCACUACUCAACAAAGAAAAGCUUCUAAAACAUUUAUAUAAUUUUCCACUUCAACAUGCAGUUUCAUAUUACCGAUACGGUACUGUGAAAACUAUAAUGAUUCAAGUAAACUCCUUAUUAGUUCCAAAUAUCGAUUUUCAAUAUAAUGCUAUUGAAAACUUGAUUCAAAGUUAAUAAUCUUUUGGGUACCAUACUAUCAAAUAAAAUUUGAUAUUCAUGGUUUCUAGUCUAACAAUAGCUCACGACAUUUUAAUACCAUUCUAAGUUUUUCAAAAACAUAAAACAAUGAUCAACAAUAUAGCUCCUAGUAACAAAGCUGCAGAAUUCAACUUCAUUUUAUUUUUCUCGAAAAUGGAAACCUUGUUCGAUAUUCAAUGGAUUUGUUUAUUUUUAUUAUUUCCUCCACAAAUUAAGGGUUUUUUGGUUUUUUUUCACAGAAUAAUUCAUUGGUAUUCCAUUUAUUUAAUUUCAAAUCCACCAGAAUUUGAGCCUACAUUAAUUAACACAAAAAAGCUUUGAACUAUAAUUUGAUGCAAACCUUUUAGACUGACGAUAUGCGAGUUUGAUUGUUAUUUACUAUUAUGUUUUCAUUACCUCAACUAUUAUAACUAUUAUGUUCAAUUUAUUGUAGUUUCCAGUAAGAGAUAACAGAUUAUUAAGAAACAAAGUAACUUAUAAGACUGAUUACCAGUUAGUUAAUUUCUUAUCACAACAGAAGCACAGGAUAGUGUGUGUGAAAUUAACACACAAAACGUUAACAUGGAGGGAUAUUCUCAUCAUAUCCCUUGUUUAAAGAGACUGAUUCACUCCUACACAAUAUUGUUUUAUGUUUAUUGUAAUUAUUAUAAUAUUAUUAGUUGAUUAUUAAUAUUUUACUUUGACCUAUAUAGGACGUUGAUUAACAUUUUGUUUGUUGACUGUAAUGCUUUAAUAUUGAUGUAGAUGAAUAAAUUGGCAAAGAGUAAUGUAAUAAAAUAAUAUUGACUGAAAAAAAUUAUUCACUGAGGAGUAAGUGAGUGAUAAAAUGCAAAAAUAAAAGGAGAGGCGAGGUUGAUGGAAUGUAUUAAAAAGGAGGCGGAAAGUAGGAAGAGGGAGAUAAACUUGCAAUAGGCAAGAAAAUAUUGACGCGGAGAAACAAUUUAAAAAUUGUUAUUGGUUAAUAGAGGGCAGAUGCAAUUUUCAGUUGUUAUGUAUGUUUUGAAAAGCUUUUUUCAAGCUUUCAUACGUUAACACUAAAUAAUUUAGAUAUCAACAAUACAACAGCUUCAAUAUUGGAGUUUGAAAUUGAGGUAUCUUCUAAAGAAGUAAAUAGAUAGAUUCACAUAUAUUAUUAUGAUAAAAGUGUUAUUAUCUUCUGUAUUCUAAUAUAACAAACAUUAAUCACUCAUUUGUUUCAAUUGCUGGGGUGCAUUAAGCCUAUUUAUAGAAUGUAAGCAAAUGAAAAAUUUCAACUAAUGUUUGAAAAUUCUUGUAUAUUUUGUAUUCAAUCUAAACAUUUAGCAACAUUGCAUUCUUUGGAAACGUUUACUAUCAAUAUUUCAAUUGUAUUGUUAUUAGUAGCGUAUUCAAAAAUACUUGGAGGUGACUGAAAAUAUGCAAAGUAAACUUAAAAACAAGAAAAUGUAAAUUUGUAAAUGCCACUUUUGUUAUUUCAAGAGUUUACUUACACUGUAAGUGAAAAAGUAUACUGCGAAUUCAUUGAAUUUUCACAGAGGAAUGAUAUUUUCAAUUGUGUUAGACUGGAACCAAUGAAAAAUAUUUCACAACAUUUAUGGGAAAUUUCUUGAAAAUUUUAAGAAAAUAAAUGCUACUUCUAUUGAAUUUACUCGUCGAUUUUUCUAGAUGUGCCUUUUUCAAGAAAAUUUCAUUUUCUAUGUUGUAUAUUUCAGUCACUUUCAAGUCUGUAAUUUUUACACUAUUAUAUUUGUCUAAAUUUGAAUUUUACAAUUAAAAUAUCCUCUAUUACAUUUUGCAAGGAGCAUCAAUGUAAUAGAUUGCGGACAUGAGAAUGCAAUAUUCAUUUAUUUAGUAAAGCAUUCAAAAUUAAUAUCUUAUUGUAUUUAGAAGUUAUUAGUCUAGUAUGUUGUACUAAAUUUGUUCAUUUUUGUGAUUUAUUUGAUUCUUGUUGAUGUCUUAUAGUUUGUUUUAUUUUAUUAUUCAUGUUUUACUAUGAUAAUCAUUUGUUUCAUUAUUAUUUUAGUAGUAUUAUUACGGGUAUAGCUAACACUUUUUAGUUAUCUUUGGUUUUGGGAUGGAAGAUUUUUUUCUUUCCUAAGCUUGAUCAAUUUAGUUCUUCUUGUUUUCUUGAUGAUCAAUAUCUGUUGUCAAAACUGUUCUCAGCAUGAAUCAUGGAAUAAAUAAUCAGUUUUUCAUUAUUCUAUGUCAUGAAUUUAUCACAAACUGCUACUAUCUCAAUUUGAAGAAUGUUAACUAUUUCUAUUUGAGGAAUAAAUGGAAAUAUGUAUGGAAUAUUCAUUUAUUAGCAGAGAAUUCUAUAAAUUAUAUCAUUAAUAGCAUUGAGGCUCUAACUUCAAGGAUAUUAGAGCAAUUAUGAUGCAAAAAUAUGAUUUGACUUUAAAAAGUUUAUUGAACACAGUUCAUUAGCCUGUCAUUUGGAAACUUUUUAAAUUGAACUUAAAAAUUUCUCACGUCAUUUUGUCCACUUAAUUGAAUAAUUAGUUAGCAAUAUUCAAACUACAAAUACUGUAAUAAUACUUUGAAAGAGCAUUGACAUAAUAUUGAUCAUCGUUCUCACUUUCAUAGCUACUCUUUCUUUCCAAUUGAUAUACCGGUAAUUUGUAAAUAAUCAACAAUUGUUUCUCAUUUAUUCUAUUAUCAUCAUUAUUAUUGUUACACGUUCUACUCAAUAUUAAGUUAUUCAUUGCUACUAAGACUGAUUUGCUAAUAGACGAAAUAGAUAAAUUAUUUAAUAUGUUGAUUAUACAAGAUAAAAUGAAUAUUUAUAUAUUAGUAACCAGGAAUAUGAAUGUAUUAUGAAGUGAAUUCAGUAACAUGGUUUGCAAGUUACAAACUGUAAUAGAUGUAGUCGAUAUAUUUUUCAUAACUAUGAUAUGUUAGUACACAUGAUGUAUCAUAUACUAAUCAAAAUUAUUUCUUCUCCAAGUGUAAAGUUGAUUUUAUAAUGUUUGUCUUUUAACUUGAUGUUCUUAUCAUAUAAAUUUAACUCCAAGUGCAUUCACAAAAGGCCUGUAAAUAGAUUUAACAUACUGUUAUUACAUGAGAGAUGCCUUAAAAUCGUUUCUCGAAUAAUACAAAAAAAAUCUAUAAACUGAUGAACAUUUCUGAGUUCAAUCUAGAAAAAAAGACAAUUCAUGUUGUUUAGUUUUGCAGUGUAAAUAGAAUUUAUUUUACUAUUUUCCUCGAAGUGAAUUUGAAUAUUUUUGGUUUUUACUGAUCUGUGAUUCAGAGUUUUAUGGAAUUAUUUUAAGCCUUCAAUUUCAUAGAUAAUUUAUAUAAAAAAACAGGAGAUUUUAAUUUAUUUGAAAAACGUGGUCAGAAAUUCCAAUACCUACAUUUUACUUUGUGUCUUUUACCAGGAAGUGCCUUUAUUGUUUGAAUCAAUUCAUUAUGAUAAUAAUGAUUAUUUUAAAAGUAAUUUAAUAUUGCAUCAUAUUUAUUCAAUUCAUGAAAAAAUUAAUAACAGUUCAAAUAAGAAUAAAAAAUUUCAAGAUUCAAGUGCUCUUGUUAUUUUAAUUGCUCUUAAAUUAUUAAAGAUUGUCGAUGAACUCGUCAAACCUAGUUGUUUCAGAUUGUGAAAUUUCUCUAUGAGAAUUUUCAAAUUAGUUCAAUCUAUUUUCUCAAUGGGCAAUCUAAAUAACAAAAUACCUUUCAAAAUCUACCAAGAACAUUAAUUCAAUAUCUCAGAACUAGACAAACUUAGAAUCAACACACAUCAUCUCACUUCUAUCUUUAAAUUCAAUUUAUUUAUUAUCUUUGUAAUGAUAUCAACAUACCACUCAACUGCUUAAUUUUACUGCCACUAAAACUGACAAGAUGCCAUUUUGAUGAACUUUAUAAUGAAGACUGAGCACACUAUAUGUGUUUUAUUACGAUAAUAUUACUAUAACUAUAACGAUUUAGGCUGUACAGUGUGUCUUUAAUUGUUAGAAUAGAUUUAUUAUAUGAAUUGGAAAUAUAUUAUCAAUAUUAUAUAAAAUUGA
This is a messenger RNA of Nilaparvata lugens (brown planthopper), 9368 nucleotides long. It is a transcript of the gene rib, whose product is annotated as longitudinals lacking protein, isoforms H/M/V. Gene Ontology annotation, molecular function: DNA binding; protein binding. The coding region runs from base 925 to 2895 and encodes 656 amino acids. The transcript is spliced from 9 exons. Gene Ontology annotation, cellular component: nucleus. Gene Ontology annotation, biological process: regulation of transcription by RNA polymerase II. NCBI's taxonomy places the organism in Eukaryota, Metazoa, Arthropoda, Insecta, Hemiptera, Delphacidae. The record is from RefSeq and is a predicted model, not a curated record.